Molecule: messenger RNA, 2220 nt
Organism: Caretta caretta (loggerhead turtle)
Lineage: Eukaryota; Metazoa; Chordata; Testudines; Cheloniidae
Gene: NHERF1
Product: NHERF family PDZ scaffold protein 1
Biological process (GO): protein localization to plasma membrane
Cellular component (GO): apical plasma membrane
Molecular function (GO): protein-membrane adaptor activity; signaling receptor binding
Source: RefSeq, a predicted model, not a curated record
GGAACGCGCAGACAGAGAGUGGGGCGGGGUUUGGCGCCCCUGGCUCGUUAGGUUCCGGGCAGCGGCAGCAGCGGUCUCCCUCCUGGCGCGCGGUCUCCCCGCGGGCGAGACACCUGCUGCGGAGAGCCGGCCCUGGAGCCAUCUGCCCGGAUCCUCGCGGGGCUGCAGCGGGCUCGAGCUCCCGGGAUCGCUGCCUCUCGGAGCCGCCGAUCUCUUUUUCCACCCUCCCCCCGGCAACAUGAGUGACGGGGCGGGGAGCGAGCGGCAGCUGCUGCCCCGGCUCUGCCGCCUGGAGAAGGGGCCGAACGGCUACGGCUUCCACCUGCACGGGGAGAAGGGCAAGGUGGGCCAGUUCAUCCGGCUGGUGGAGCCGGACUCCCCGGCCGAGACGUCGGGGCUGCGGGCCGGGGACCGGCUGGUGGAGGUGAACGGCGAGAACGUGGAGAAGGAGAGUCACCAGCAGGUCGUGAGCCGCAUCCGAGCCGCCGUGGGCGCCGUGCGCCUGCUGGUGGUGGACCCGGAGACGGACGAGCAACUGCAGAAGCUGGGCGUCCAGUGCCAAGAGGAGAUGAUCCACGGGCUGCCCGCCGCGGGGCAGGAGAAGCCGGAGGAGAAGAGUAACGAGGAGCCGCAGGAGGAGGCGCCGAGCGAGCAGGCGGAGAGGCCAGACAGGGAGGAGGAGAGCCAGCCUGCGGAGCGGAAAGAGCUGCGGCCUCGUCUCUGUCCGAUGAAGAAGGGCCCUAACGGCUAUGGAUUCAACCUCCACAGUGACAAAACCAAGCCGGGGCAAUACAUCCGGGCUGUGGAUCCAGACUCGCCGGCUGAAUUGUCAGGGCUACAUCCCCAAGACCGCAUCAUUGAGGUGAACGGACAGUGCAUGGAAGGGAAGCAGCACUCUGACGUGGUGACGGCCAUCAAAGCCGGGGGAGAUGAGACCAAGCUGCUGGUGGUGGAUAGUUUAACAGAUGAGUUCUUCAAGAAGUGCAAAGUUGUUCCCUCGGAGGAGCACUUGACAGGUCCCUUGCCAGAGCCAGUUGCCAACGGCGAAGUAGAGAAGGAGGACAGCAGAGAGCAGCGUCCAGAGUCUGUGUCUGAAAGUCCAUUGAGCCCCGGGCCAAUGGCUGUGUCCCCCUCUUUUAAAGAGAUCCACAAUGAGUCUGACUCUCAAGAGAAGGAGGAGGAGCAGAACUCCACGCCUGAUCCACUCCUGGACCUAAACGUUCCCCUAUCUGUGGCCAAGGAACGCGCGCACCAGAAGCGCACCAGCAAGAGGGCGCCGCAGAUGGACUGGAGCAAGAAAAAUGAACUGUUCAGCAAUCUCUGAAAGCCCCCCGGCAGAGGAGAGGAGAGGUAGCAACCUCUCCAGCGUCUGCCCCAAAUCUCCACCAGCAUCUCGCUUUCUCCCCAGUCUCCAGUUUCGCUAGGGAGCGGAGUCCUUUCCCCUACACUUGGAUUGCACAGUUUGGUUUUGUCUACUGUAAUCUAAAGGAAAAAAAGCACAAUGGCUCCUUUUGCAAGUUUCCAGAGCAGUGUUAACAUUCAGAGGAUGACGAGAUGUUUGUGUCUCAAUAGCUUAGGGUUCAUGUGUGGUAAGGGGUUGGACCAUUCCACGGGCCCAAAUCAAACCCCUAUGUGUUUGCAGUGGGCAUUGUGAAGCACCUUUCAUUCUCACUGGCUUUUUACUGAAAGCUUAAAUCCAUGUAAAUGCAGGGAAGACAUUCAGCAAUGACGUGGGAUUUUGAGUGCCUGACUUGAGACCCCUUAAAGGGGCCUAAUUCGAUGGUCAGUUCUUAAAGCAGCUUGGAUACAUUUUCAGGUGUCUCCAGCUGAGCACCCAAAAUCACUGGACAUAUCUGAAUAUCUCAGCCUUAGGCUUCAGUGUAUUUUAAGCUCCAGUUUGGCCAAGAACCAAACAACAUUCCUUCCAAGAGUUACUAUUUGUUUAGGGUUUUUUGUUAUUUUUUUACCUCUGACCUGGGGCUUCCGUCCACAGUGAUCCACCCCGCAUCAAAUCCCCUGGUCUGAAGGUACCCAGUGGGCACUGCCGUUGAAUCAGUUUAACCGAGCACUUGUGUGAAUGCUGUGAAACCCGUGUCCUGAACACGCCUCACAGAACCAUUUGUCCCAAGCCCACUGGAAGUGAACUUUCAAAGGAUCUAGCUCCCUAGAGUAGCUGAGAAGGGCUUCCCUUGCCAUGUUAUACCCAUGGGAUUUGUUCCU